AUGUUCCUGUCCCUCAGAUGGCUCACAGCCCUGUUCCUGUUCCUGCUCAUGAGUGCUGGAGGGGCAGCUCCGGUGGAAGACCCAGAGGAUGAGCUUCUGGACUUGGACAUAGACGAAGACCUGGACCUCAACUUCUAUGACGCUUUUGACUAUGAUGAUCUGGACCAAGAGAUAGAUGCUCCUACUCUAGAGGCCACUGCAGAGCCUGAGGUAGAUGAAGAAGAAGAGCACCACUCCCACGAGCAGACUCCACAAACCAGCACACUCCCUGCAUCCAACAGCCUGGACUUCAAAACUCUGGAACUGUUUGGCCCUAACACUGGCCUGGGAAUGCCCACUUGUCUGCUGUGCGUGUGCCUUGGUGGGAGCGUGUAUUGUGACGACUCUGAUUUGGAGGAUAUUCCACCUCUUCCGAAAGACACCACUCACUUCUACGGGCGCUUCAACAAAAUUGAACACAUCAAGAGCACAACAUUCAUGAAUCUCAAUAAACUCCAGUCCAUAGACCUUACGGGGAAUGACAUCUCAGAGAUUGAUGAGGCUGCGUUUAGACCCUUGCCACUUCUGCAGCAGCUGAUCUUGGCAGAUAACGACGUGAAGAUGUUGCCCGAACUUCCCAAUAGUAUGAGGCUCAUCGACCUAUGCAACAACAAACUGAAGAGCUCAGGAAUGCACAUAGAAGUAUUCCAGGAAAUGAGUGAUCUGGAGUACCUGUACCUGUCUGAUAAUGACUUGGACUACGUUCCCACACCUUUGCCUCUAAGUCUUCGAGUGUUGCACCUCCAGAACAACAAUAUCCAGUCUCUUCAUGUGGACACAUUUUGCAACAGUCACAACCCCACAUUCAUUCGUCCAAACCUGGAGGACAUCCGUCUUGAUGGGAAUCCCCUGAACACCCACCUGUUUGCUGCAGCGUACUCCUGCCUGUCCCGCCUGCCUGUGGGCUCACACUGA
Periophthalmus magnuspinnatus is the source of this 954-nucleotide messenger RNA. It is a transcript of the gene optc, whose product is annotated as opticin. The coding region runs from base 1 to 954 and encodes 317 amino acids. The transcript is spliced from 6 exons. The record is from RefSeq and is a predicted model, not a curated record. NCBI's taxonomy places the organism in Eukaryota, Metazoa, Chordata, Actinopteri, Gobiiformes, Gobiidae. Gene Ontology annotation, molecular function: protein binding.